AUUCCAAAUAAACAACUUGAGCGGCAGAAAAAGUCCCAUAAGCCCUUGCUUCAAACGGCGAUGAAGCAGGGAAGAAGGUCAGGCGGCGGCGGCCUUCAGGCGCUUCGCAGACACAUAGAAACAUGUAGAAGCAAGUACUCCACCGCCGAGCAGAUCGUAGAUCAUCUUCGCUCUGCUUACCCCCAGUAUGGGCGGCAGAAGGUGCAGCCAUUCACCAAACGCGUUCAGGACGUCCUUCAGACCAUCAAUUCGAGAGGUAGCUUGGUAGAAGACAGCAGCGAUGAGAGCAGCGACCAAGCGAAUCCCCCCAGAAAGAUACCGAGGAGAAUCGACGAGAGCGAGAAGAGAUUGCAGCAAAUCGAGGCUCAACAUCUUAGGAAUAUGCAAAGGAAGGAGGAAUUGUCGUCGUCGGAUUCCGAGUCUUCUGAGGCCGGGAGUGAUUCCACGCCUACUUCAUCCUCAUCGCUGGAUGCGGUUUACGGAGAGAAGAUUGAGCCGAAGCACGAUUUGAUGCGGUCCAUGCUUCGAAACCAAUACAGCGAACAGAAGGCAAAAACCACUCCCAAAUCGAACGCUAAAGUUAUGGAAGUGGAGGUUGUGAAUAACAGUGAUGCCAAUAAGGUGAAAAAGAAAGUUUCUUUAUUGAAAGGAAAGCAAGUUUUACCCUCCUCGCCCGCUGUUAACUUGGGGAAAAAGGGGCCAGAACUAGGAGGAAUAGGGAUUGAAAGCAAUGCUGACAAGCCAAAUGCUGGGCCGAAAUUUAAGGACCUAGGAGGAAUGGGUUCUGUGGUAGAGGAAUUGAAGAUGGAGGUCAUGGUUCCAUUAUACCAUCCACAGCUACUGAAACAUCUAGGAAUUAGGCCAAUGUCAGGGAUCCUCUUUUAUGGGCCACCGGGGUGUGGGAAGACAAAGCUAGCUCACGCUAUUGCUAAUGAAACUGGAGUUCCCUUUUACAAGAUUUCUGCUACUGAACUGGUCUCCGGGAUUUCAGGUGCAUCAGAAGAGAAUAUACGUGAAUUAUUCUCAAAAGCUAACCGGACAGCACCAUCUAUUGUAUUUAUUGAUGAGAUUGAUGCCAUUGCUUCAAAAAGAGAAAAUGUGCAGCGAGAAAUGGAACGGCGAAUUGUAACACAAUUGAUGACAUGCAUGGAUGAAUCACAUAGAAAUGUGCAACAUGCAGAUGGGAAUUCUGCUUCAGAACGUGUUGAUGGUGGACAUGGAAAUGCAAUGCAAGAAGGAUAUGAUGGCAAAUCCAGCCAUGUUUUAGUUAUUGGAGCUACAAACAGACCUGACUCCAUUGACCCUGCAUUAAGGAGGCCUGGACGAUUUGACCGUGAGAUUGUUUUAGGCGUUCCAGAUGAGAAUGCUAGGGCUGACAUUUUGUCUGUGCUGACACGUAAUCUUAAAGUUGAAGGUGAAUUUGAUCUCAUGAAGAUAGCAAGGUCCACCCCUGGCUUUGUUGGAGCUGAUUUGGGUGCACUGACUAAUAAGGCUGGUAACCUUGCAAUGAAGAGAAUUAUAGACCAGAGGAAGACUGAGCUUUCUGAAGAACCUGUUGGUGUUGAACAUAAUGAAGAAUGGUGGAAAAAACCAUGGUCCCCUGAAGAGAUGGAAAAAGUCAGCAUUACCAUGGCUGAUUUUGAGGAAGCAGUUAAAAUGGUUCAACCCUCUUCUAGGAGAGAAGGUUUUUCUGCUAUUCCAAAUGUUAAAUGGGAAGACGUUGGAGGGCUUGAAUUGCUAAGGAGGGAGUUUGACCGUUAUAUUGUUAGACGUAUAAAGUAUCCAGAAGUUUAUGAGGGUUUUGGAGUGGAUUUGGAGACAGGUUUCUUGCUCUAUGGCCCACCAGGCUGUGGGAAAACAUUGAUUGCAAAGGCUGUUGCUAAUGAAGCUGGAGCAAAUUUCAUACACGUCAAGGGACCUGAACUUCUGAGCAAAUAUGUUGGUGAAGGAGAAUUUAACAUCCGGACACUAUUCAACCGUGCGAGGACAUGUUCACCAUGCAUAAUUUUCUUUGAUGAGGUGGAUGCUUUGACAACAGAGCGUAAUAAAGAAGGGAGCUAUGUUAUAGAGCGGAUGUUGAACCAGUUGCUGAUAGAAUUAGAUGGUGCAGAACAACGCAAGGACGUUUAUGUUAUUGGAGCAACAAAUAGGCCAGAAGCAAUGGACAGGGCUCUGUUACGACCUGGAAGGUUUGGAAAGCUCCUCUAUGUCCCACUACCUAGUCCAGAUGAACGUGGGCUUAUCUUAAAAGCUCUUGCAAGAAAAAAAUCUAUAGAUCCCAGCGUAGACUUAGCAGCCUUAGGAAGACAUGACUCUUGUAAAAAUCUAAGUGGAGCUGACCUCUCAGCACUGAUGCUUGAAGCUGCUAUGGCCGCUGUUGAUGAGAAGUUGGAAUCAUCGUCAUCAAAUAUGAGCGUAUAUGGCGUAUCAACUACCAUUAAAGAUGUGCAUUUCGAAUUGGCUCGGAAAAAAAUUACUCCCUCGGUUUCUGUGGAGCAAAUAGAAUAUUACAGAGUUUUGUCUCAAAACUUCAAAGCAGCAUGAGAACAGACCUAUAUGGUAUGGAUUUACACUUUGGAACUAAAGACUCGUUCUUGAGAAUGAGUCGAUAUAUCCCUCUCGUCUAGUCAUCUGGUUGUUUCAUACACCCAAAUGCUUUUUGGCCUUUAAUAGAUGUACAGAUUAUGAUGCUACUGGUGUCCGGGACGAGAGAAAUUUUGCAAAUCUGGAGAUUAAUUUUGUAGGCUCUUUUUAAUGUUUAUACCCCAUCUGUGAUGGGGAAGUUUUGAAGCUCCUAGGGACUAUAUUCGGUUGAAGUUAUUUUAAAAAUGUUUGCUGUUAUAUGUACACUAUUAAUUGUUUUGUAAAAGGAAGAUUUGGAAUGGAAAAAGAAAAGAAGUUAGGUUUGUGCUUGGACAGUUUUGACUUUUGAGAUUUAAGUUUAAUUUGUCAGAUUGGGAAAUUUUAUGGUUUGUUGAAUGUUAUGUUUACAAGUGUUCAUAUUCAAGUA
Ipomoea nil (Japanese morning glory) is the source of this 3010-nucleotide messenger RNA. RefSeq names its product cell division control protein 48 homolog C. The transcript is spliced from 10 exons. Bases 61 to 2544 code for a protein of 827 amino acids. Lineage: Eukaryota; Viridiplantae; Streptophyta; Magnoliopsida; Solanales; Convolvulaceae. Gene Ontology annotation, cellular component: nucleus. Gene Ontology annotation, biological process: ribosome biogenesis. The record is from RefSeq and is a predicted model, not a curated record. Gene Ontology annotation, molecular function: ATP binding; ATP hydrolysis activity; preribosome binding.